Messenger RNA from Psylliodes chrysocephalus, 411 nucleotides. The record is from the annotation of a GenBank genome assembly. NCBI's taxonomy places the organism in Eukaryota, Metazoa, Arthropoda, Insecta, Coleoptera, Chrysomelidae.
UUGGUAGCAGUGACCCUAGCAGGCACCAUCCCCGAAAAAGUUAUCCCCAUCCUCAGACAAGAAUCUGAAGUUGGCAUUGACGGAAAAUACAGUUCUUCCUUCGAAACAGGUAACGGUAUCUCAGCUGAAGAACAUGGAAAUUUAAAAAACGCUGGAAGUGAAAAUGCAGCGGAAGAAGUAGUUGGUAGAGUAGCAUAUCAAUCACCCGAAGGCAUUCCAAUCUCAUUGGAAUAUAUUGCUAAUGAAUACGGAUUCCAAGCUAAAGGAGAUCAUCUUCCAGUACCUCCCGUAGAUACUAACACCCCUCCACCAAUACCACCAGCAAUUCUAAGAUCUUUAGAGUAUAACGCUGCUCAUCCUGAAGAACAUCAUACUGAUCAAGGCCAGGAACAGGGCCAAUACAUACCAUAA